Messenger RNA from Seminavis robusta, 1372 nucleotides. NCBI's taxonomy places the organism in Eukaryota, Bacillariophyta, Bacillariophyceae, Naviculales, Naviculaceae. The record is from the annotation of a GenBank genome assembly.
CCAAUCAAAUGAAAGUAAAGCAGCAAAAAGAAGCGAAAGCUGUUAAAAGGGCAUAAGUCAAAAGAAGACAUCACAUGUUCUGUGACGAAUUCUCAUCCGUUGACACCAGAAUCCAACGCACCCAGCAACCCUGCAAAUUUGUUGUUGGGGUGAGAAAGAGUAAUAAGAACGAAAGUGUGAGAGUGAGUUGACGAUGUCGACGGCAGCGGUGGGUGGUCCUACCGGCGGUGUGUUGGGUGCUAUGGGUGCUACGAGUACAAUUGCGAGUUAUGAAGAUAGUCUUGUGACGAGUCGAGAGGAUGAGAGCAACAGGCAACAGCAGCAGCAGCCAGAGAGACAAGACGAAGCGUGUCGCAACCUCUUGAAAGAAUUGUUUCCGAAAGGGUUAGUGUUUUGUGACCCAUUUGCUCCCGUGGGAGGCAAGCAAGGUCCCAUUCUAGAUGUGUUUUCAAGUACGGCUAGUUUGGAAGAAGAGGAUCAUGGGACGGGUACUGACACUGGUACGGGUACACACAACAGCAGUGGCCAUGGGGGAGUCCCUAGAAGUGUCAGCAUUACCUGCACUGUGCCACCUAUGUCAAGUGCUCGUCAGCUGGCAGAGCUACAAGGGCUACAUCGCGUAAAUGCAGAAACUGAAGAGGAGGUCAUGACUGCAAGAGAACCAGAAGAACCCAAGGCUCCAGCUUUUACUACUGGAGUUACUGCUUGUACACGUACUACUACAUGUAGCACUAGUAGGUCCAGGUCAGUAAGUGCUUUUGAGAAAUACCAAGACAAGACCAAGACAGGCAAUCCCAUGACGACUGUGCGUUGGCUGCUCGUGAUCUUUUUGCUGGUCGUGGUCGGCACGAUUUCCUCGUUGGAACAAUCAAGUCACCACGAGUCCACGUUUGUUGUCAGUGUAGCCGGGCAAAUCCACGAUCACUUGGUCGACCAGCACAUCAUGCCGUCUCAUCCGGCACGACGAGAUACUGGCAAGCACAAGAAGACUAUGCAACAGACCGAGAAGACGUUGCAAGAAGCACGGCUACCCCGUCGUCCAACCCCCUUUCGAAGAGUCCGGACGUUCUUGAAACGGGUGCGUGAGGAAGAAGACAACACGGUCGUCCAGGAAGUGGGUCGGAUGGUUGUCAAGUUUGUCAGGAACAUCCCCAGGCACACGAAGAACUUGGCGUCGACGGUAAACAGAGAAUUGCAAGAAGUAACCGCUGACUUGGCCUAACCAGCCAGAAAAGAAGAACGAGGGAUCAAUCAACCAUUAAAGAGGGUGUACGUACAUCAACGGAUUACAAUGAAUUGAGCAAGGGUGUAUACAUACAAAUACAUGUACCACUAGUAGUAGUCAUAAGAUAAAAAGGAAAGUACUACUGGU